Molecule: messenger RNA, 1528 nt
Organism: Drosophila santomea
Lineage: Eukaryota; Metazoa; Arthropoda; Insecta; Diptera; Drosophilidae
Gene: cv
Product: protein twisted gastrulation
Exons: 4
Coding region: 504-1277 (257 amino acids)
Biological process (GO): regulation of BMP signaling pathway
Source: RefSeq, a predicted model, not a curated record
CGCGCUUAAUUCGCGUAUGCGUGUGUGUGUGCUUGUAUGUUUGUGUCUAGCCUGGCUCUAUUGUUGUUGUUUUAGGUGUGGGGAAGAAGCAGAAAAGACAGUUUGUGCCCUAGCAAUAACAAAAACAACGCGAGAGAGAGACAUUGUCGCCGCGCAGUCGCUCCUCUGCCGCCGUCAACGUCGCUGCCGCAGCGCACAGUUCGAUCCGCUCGCUAGUUGUUGCUGUUUAGUGUUCGUUGUGGUGUCGCUUGUUGUUGUUUUGAUCCGUCCGGAAUCGAAUUGCGAUAUUAUAUAUGCAUAUUGUAUAUAUAAAUAGUGGUGCACAAAGGCGAGCAAUCAAGUCAAAUAAAAUCAAAUCAAAUGCCCAAUCUGCGUGUGCUUGUGUGCCUGUAAUUGUUGUUUUGUUGUAAUUGCACCCGCACACACACACACACACACACACAAUUUGACUGCGGUAAAGAGCGCAUUCCAAUCCCUACACACACACAUAGCCACCGCCGAUCAUGGAAAUUUGGCGCUCGCUCACAGUGGGCACCAUCGUGCUAUUGGCCAUCGUCUGCUUCUACGGCACAGUGGAGUCCUGCAACGAGGUCGUCUGCGCCUCGAUCGUCUCCAAGUGCAUGCUCACCCAGAGCUGCAAGUGCGAGCUGAAGAACUGCUCCUGCUGCAAGGAGUGCCUCAAGUGCCUGGGCAAGAACUACGAGGAGUGCUGCAGCUGUGUGGAACUCUGCCCGAAGCCCAACGACACCCGCAACUCGCUGUCCAAAAAGUCCCACGUGGAGGACUUCGAUGGAGUGCCGGAGCUGUUCAACGCCGUGGCCACUCCGGAUGAGGGCGACAGCUUCGGUUACAACUGGAACGUGUUCACGUUUCAAGUGGAUUUCGACAAGUACUUGAAGGGACCCAAGCUGGAGAAGGACGGUCAUUACUUCUUGAGAACCAAUGAUAAGAACCUGGACGAAGCGAUCCAGGAGCGGGACAACAUAGUGACCGUAAACUGCACGGUUAUAUAUCUGGAUCAGUGCGUGUCGUGGAACAAGUGCCGCACCAGCUGCCAAACAACAGGCGCCAGCAGUACGAGAUGGUUCCACGACGGCUGCUGUGAGUGCGUGGGAUCCACCUGCAUUAACUACGGCGUGAACGAGAGCCGCUGUAGAAAGUGCCCGGAAUCGAAGGGCGAGCUGGGCGACGAACUGGAGGAUCCCAUGGAGGAGGAGAUGCAGGACUUCGGCGAGAGCAUGGGCCCCUUCGAUGGACCCGUGAACAACAACUACUGAUCGCGGUGCGAUUAGGAUGCCAUUCAACAGAACAAAACAGAACAGCAGUCCACAUCUAACAAAUUUAGCUACUCAAUUCAGUGACAUUAUUAUUAUGUAGUACGAAGUAAUAUUUGUAUAGCACUAUUAUUAUUAUUUUUAUUUACAAAAAUUGAAUAGGCGCUUUGAAUUGUUUUACUUAUGAACCGGCCAAGAUAUAUAUAUUAUAUUACACAUUUUUUUUUAAUAUAAAAAAAUGUACUUUUUUCCAA